UGUACAUUGAAGGGCACAUACCCCAGAUAUUUGAAUUUGACUUUCACAACACGUUCAAUUUAUUUUGGAUGUUUCGGUUCUAUUUCCUAAUGUAUAGGAAACAUCUGCAUGGGAUUUUAUAUAAUCAAUGACCACUUCAUAUGCAGGAGUGAAACUUUCUUCUAUCAAUGGACAUCUAAUAUGUGGAUUAUGUGGUGGAUACUUAAUAGAUGCAACCGUUCUAACCGAAUGCAUACAUGUAUUCUGUAGAAGCUGCAUUCUUAAGUACUUAUCAGAGAACAAGAUUUGUCCGUUAUGCCAAAGCCUAGUGCAGGAGACGAGACCUGGUCAAGCUCUCCGUCCAGAUGUUGCAUUACAACGCAUUGUAUACAAAUUAGUCCCGGGUUUGCUGAAGACUGAAAUGAAAAGGAUUUCAGAAUUUAAGGAAUUAUAUUCAACGGAUUCUUUAUAUGUUGAUACCAUCUUGUCUGGCAAUGAAGUCCUGUUCGGUGCUGCAAAUGCAAGCGGUACUUCUAAUUAUUCUACCUCAUCAGGUCUUCAACCUGCUCCUCUGCCUACGGCUCUCGCUACUCGAUCGCUUUCCAAAACUCCAUGUGCACUUAUUUCGUCAAUGCAAACAUCGCGGACUAUUGUUUCUAAUCGUCUACCGAGUUCAGCUGCAUUUCUAUUGGAAGAUGAUGAAUUUGUCAGUUUGUCUUUAACACAUUUAACAAGUUUACCCUCCUCCUAUUCUAAAGUAUCCGAAUCCUUCAUUUAUAAACGUCACAGUCAGCUGGAUCAUGCUAAAACUUCCUCAAAACUUGAAUCUAGUCACUCCCAGUCAUUGUCAUCAUCAUCAUCAUCCUCAACACUUCGAUUUACAAAUUCAAUUUAUCUUUUAUGCCCAGCUGUUGUCACCGUUGCUAACCUUCAUCAUUUAUUAUUAUCAAAAUAUCAACUUGAUCCUGCAAGACAAAUUGUCGACUUAUAUCUUGACGGUGAGUGUCUGGAACCAUCGCAUAGUCUGCGUGAAGUAGCAUUUCUUUAUUCCUUUCCUACACGGAAUCAAUGUAUGUGCCUGCAAUUUGUUUUCACGGAUGCAUGUACAGCUUGGUGGGGUACACCAAUGCCCUAUCUUGAACGCCUACAACCAAAACGGUCCACCUCAUUCAAAGAUCAUUAUACUGACUCGAAUUCGAUUAAUAUUUGUCUCUCUAGCUUGAAUCAUGCUACUAAAGUGUGUGAAACUUCGAAUAAACAAAGGAAGAGAGCUUCAUUCUGAUGGUGCAUUUAUAGAAAUUGAAGUGCAUUAUAUAUAUAACUCCUGUAAAUAUUUCCCCUUACCUCUUCGUGCAUUUUUACAUGUAAUGUAUCCCCGACACCCGUUUGUAAUCAGGAAGCGAUUACGUAAUUCUUUAUUUUUUGUUGUUACCGUGAUGACUCUCUCUAAACAGGCUUUUCAUCUUUAUUUUUGUCCUUGCCUCCUCCUCAUCAUUUCGUAGUGUUUACUUUGAUGAUUACCUGUUUAUAUUGUACAUAUAUUUUCUAUUUUUUACCAGACCAUUAUUGUGCUGAAGAAGAGAUAAUAAUAUUAAUAAUUAAAUGCCAGCAAGAUAAGCAUUAGUUAAGUGUGUUUACGACGCUUCUUUUAUACACAUUGAAAAAAGAGCUUAAUUUCCAUUCGUAUUUUUCAGACACAAAUUUGUUUUUCUCCAAUUAUGAUUAUUAUUGUUAUUUUCUUGAGUAUCACUGCUCCUGCUGUCUUUCAUUUUGCCGGUAGACACGAUAUUUAGUCAAAGCGAUCAAGUUUCUUAUCUUAACAGUUUAUCUCUAUGUAUAUACUACACACGUUUAAAAUUUGAUUUUCUUUCCCGUCUUUGUCUCUAGAGGAGAUAUACUGUAGCUUAUCUAAGCAUAUAUAUAUGCAUACAUAUAUUUCUGUAAAACUCAAAUCUGGAAAUACAUAUAUAUAUUUUAGUAGACGACUGGUUUUUCUUUUCUUUAUCUUCCAUUAUUAUCUGUUACUGUGUGAUGAUUGAUUAUCUUUCAGGAUGACAGUAUACUGAGAAAUCUAGCUCCUGGCGUUGUAAAGCAGUUUACGUCAACAUUACCAUUUUUUUUUGUUUAACUGAAAUGAAAUGAAGUGGUGGUAACGUGGGAGUUCCCUACUGUUUAUUAAAGCCUGUACACUAUGUAUAUGUAGAGGUGUAGUUCAUUGUCUUAGGCAAUAGACUUCAGCCAAUGCAAUGGGUCACGGGUUCGAGUCUCACUUCACCUACUUCCGCCUAGGCAGGGCAACUCGGUG
Messenger RNA from Trichobilharzia szidati, 2284 nucleotides. The record is from the annotation of a GenBank genome assembly. NCBI's taxonomy places the organism in Eukaryota, Metazoa, Platyhelminthes, Trematoda, Strigeidida, Schistosomatidae.